AUGCCCCGCGCCUAUGACGCCGCCGCUGUCGAACAGCGCAUUUAUCAGACCUGGUGGGACGGCGGAUAUUUCGUACCGCGCAUUGAUCCAGACCGCGAGCCGUUUUGCGUGGUGAUGCCUCCUCCUAACGUCACCGGAGAAUUGCAUCUGGGCCACGCCCUUACCGCCAGUCUUCAGGACGCUCUGGCUCGUUGGCAUCGCAUGUGCGGUGAUCCUACCUUGUGGUUGCCCGGGAAGGACCAUGCCGGGAUCGCGACACAAUGGGUGGUCGAACGCGCCCUUGCCGCAGAAGGCGCCAGCCGGCAUGAUCUGGGCCGCGAGAAGUUUGAGGAACGCGUCUGGGAAUGGGUGCGCCUCUACGGGAAUACUAUCGACGAGCAGCAUCGUCGCCUCGGCGCCUCCUGCGACUGGUCGCGCCUCCGUUUCACGCUGGACACGGGCCCGGUUCACGCCGUCCGCACCACCUUCGUAAACCUGUUCAACAAGGGUCUUAUCUAUCGCCACGAACGUAUCAUCAACUGGUGCCCUCGUUGCGCUACCGCCCUGUCCGAUCUGGAAGUCAAUUACGAGGAGCAGGACGGCAAGCUUUACCACAUCCGGUACCCGUUGGCAGAUAAUCCCGCUGACGGUGUGACCGUGGCCACCACCCGUCCCGAGUCCAUGCUCGGCGACACUGGCGUCGCCGUGCACCCGGACGAUGAGCGUUACCGCGACAAAGUCGGCGGAAUGGUCGUCCUGCCGAUCGUGGGCCGCCAGAUCCCGGUCGUCGGCGAUACGGCUAUCGAGAUGGAGUUCGGUACCGGCGCGCUCAAGGUCACUCCAGGCCACGACAUCGUGGACUUCGAGAUCGGAGAACGCCACAACUUGCCCAUAAUCAACGUCAUCGGUUUUGACGGCUGCAUGACCGACGACGCGGGUCCCAGGUACUCCGGCAUGGAGCGCUUCGCCGCCCGCGCUGCAGUGGUCGCCGAACUCGAAACCAUCGGCGCCCUGGAAGGUGUGGAGGACUACCACAACUCAGUUGGCCAUUGUCAACGCUGCAAUGAGGUGGUCGAACCCCUCAUCAGCCUCCAGUGGUUCCUCAAUGUUGGAAAGCACGAUGAACCCGGAACCAUCGCCGGCAACGCGUACGCUGCUGUGGUCAAUCGCGACAUUGAAAUCGUGCCGGAUCGGUUCUCGCGGGUUUAUCUCAACUGGCUGGAAAACAUCCGGGACUGGUGCAUCAGCCGACAGCUCUGGUGGGGCCACCGCAUCCCGGUCUGGUACUGCGCUGCCUGUGGCCAUCACUCCGCCCAUGUCGAUGAUCCUGUGGCGUGUUCGCAGUGCGGUGGCGAGAUCGAACAGGAUAGCGAUGUUCUCGAUACUUGGUUCAGCAGCGGUCUCUGGCCCCAUUCAACCCUGGGCUGGCCCGACACGGAAUCGGCGGAUCUCGAGUACUUCUAUCCCAACUCGGUUCUCGAAACGGGUUACGACAUCCUUUUCUUCUGGGUAGCCCGCAUGAUUAUGCUGGGCAUCGAAAACACCGGCGACGUCCCGUUCCGUUCGGUGUACCUGCACGGCAUGGUCCUUGAUGCCCAGGGUCAGAAGAUGAGCAAGACCCGUGGCAAUACCCUGGACCCGUUGGACCUGCUGGAGCAGUACGGCACCGAUGCGUUGCGUUUUGCGCUGACCACCGGCACCGCUCCCGGAAACAACCUUCGCCUCAGCGACGAGAAGCUGGAAUCGUCCCGCAACUUCGCCAACAAGAUCUGGAACGCCGCCCGGUACGUGAUCAGCGUGGUAGAAGCGCGGACCGCUUCAGGCAACGGUGACCUGGGCAAUUGGUACCAUCUCCCCGAUCUCUCGAAUCGCGAGGACCGUUGGAUCGUCAGCCGCCUCGAUGAUCUCACCGUCAGCGUGAAUCAGGCGCUGGCCGCCUUUGAGCUCGGCGAAGCGCAGCAGAAGAUCUACGACUUCGCGUGGAACGAUUUCUGCGACUGGUACAUCGAGAUGGCCAAGGUCCGUCUCCGCGCCGCCGAUUCCAACGACGCCACCGCGGCCGCGACAACCCUCGUGCACGUACUGGAGCGUGCGCUUCGCCUCCUGCACCCGUUCAUGCCCUUUGUCACCGAGGAAAUCUGGCAAAACCUCACCGCUCGGAUCCCCACCCCCGAGGAAGGACUCUCGGCGUCCAUCAUGGUGUCCCCGUAUCCGCAGGUGGACACUCCGCGCUCCGCUCCGGAUGCCGAGGCCGAUGUGGAGAUCGUGAUGCAGACCGUGCGCGCGGUGCGCAAUAUGCGCGCCCAACUGCGUAUCCCUGCCGCCCAGAAACUGGAAGCCGCGAUUGAAACCAACGGGAUGCGGGCUGUCGUAGAGGAGGAGAAGGAGGUUAUCAGCGCCUUGGCCCGUGUGGAUCCUCUGCGGGUGUUGGGCGCAGGAGACUCGAGCCCGACGUCCGGUGUUAGCCUGGUGGUCAAUCCAUUGGUGGUGCGUCUACCCCUCGAGGGAGUGGACCUGCAGGCGGAGUCCGAUCGCUUGCAUCGCGAGUUGGAGUCCAGGAGUCAGGACGAAACGCGCAAGGAGCAACUCCUGGCCAACCCGAACUUCGUUUCCAAAGCGCGCCCCGAGGUUGUGGAAAAUGAACGCCAGCGCCUGCGCUCGCUCACCGAGGAGCGCCAGCGUAUUGAGGAAAUCAUUGCUCAGCUAGGCGUGUAG
Geodia barretti is the source of this 2694-nucleotide messenger RNA. The record is from the annotation of a GenBank genome assembly. Lineage: Eukaryota; Metazoa; Porifera; Demospongiae; Tetractinellida; Geodiidae.